AUAAAUCUCAUACGUAUACCUAAACGAGUGAAAUUUAAACCCUGUUUAAGAAGGAUGAUAUUUGUCAAUUCUGCCUAGAGGAUUUUUUAAAAAUCUUUCUUUGGCCAGAAGAUCAUGUCGGAAUCAUUAUCAUCAUCUAUUAGAAGCUCUAACGAUAAAUUUUAUGAGUUUGAGCCUAAGGACUCAAAUGAAAAACCUUAUUCAUUUGAUCAAUUAAAGGGACAAAUUGUUCUUAUUGUUAAUGUCGCAUCCAAAUGUGGAUUUACUCCACAAUAUAAAGAACUCGAAAUAUUAAACAAAAAAUAUUACGGUAAAAAUGUUCAGAUAAUAGGGUUUCCUUGUAAUCAAUUCUUACGUCAAGAGCCAGGUACUUCGGAGCAAAUAGCGGAUUUUUGUUAUAUGAAUUAUGGUGUAACAUUUCCAGUAUUGAAUAAGAUCAAAGUAAAUGGAAGAAAUGCAGAUCCAGUUUACAAAUACUUGAAAGAUCAGAAGGCUGGAAUAUUGGGAUUCAGUUUCAUAAAAUGGAACUUUGAGAAGUUCUUAAUUGAUAGGGAAGGUAAUGUUGUCAAACGUUAUUCGUCUUUUACAAAGCCGGAAACCAUAGGUCAAAAGAUAGACGAGUUAUUAAAAGAAUAUGAAGAUGAAACAGACAAAGAAGAUUACAAAGAAGAGGAGGAUGAAGAAGAACAAGGAAAGCGUGGUAAAACAGGUAAACUUUUAGUAGUUUAGUGUGGUAUAUAGAAAUAAAUUUGCAAUUAUAG
This is a messenger RNA of Scheffersomyces amazonensis, 761 nucleotides long. RefSeq names its product glutathione peroxidase. Gene Ontology annotation, molecular function: glutathione peroxidase activity. The record is from RefSeq and is a predicted model, not a curated record. Bases 115 to 729 code for a protein of 204 amino acids. Lineage: Eukaryota; Fungi; Ascomycota; Pichiomycetes; Serinales; Debaryomycetaceae. Gene Ontology annotation, biological process: cellular response to oxidative stress. The transcript has a single exon.